CAGGGGGGGGCAAGUCCUCCCCCUUGCCCCUAUCUGUGGACGCCCAUGUUUGUGUAUGUGUGUGUGAGGACUCGCUCACAAGCUGCAAGCAGUGACUGUGGUGCUGAAACAGCUCCUGUCUCUAUCCUGUUCCAAGGCAAAGCAUUGGGGAGGGGAGGUGGUGCUGAAAGAACAGCUCCCAUUGAGUGCUGAAGGCAAUCUCUGUCCUAAGCUCCACGGAUAGAAAGGUGGCAGAGCAAAUUUACCUUUAUCAGGACAUUUUCUUUUCACAUGGAGUGACUUUUAAGGAAUGCUCUGGGACCAGUAUCAUUGCUCAAUGAUGAAUACAAGCACAUUUAUGCUGUAGGAAGUGGCCGCUAAUGGGUCAGAUUGCACUGUUGGCAAGCCUUUUGUUUCUUUGUAGGUGAUAUCACAAACGUACCGGUUGCUGGGCUAAGGCUCAAAGUAAAUGCUUGACUUCAUCUGGGAUGCCCUGAUGCUGGAUCUCCAUCGAUUUCAUGGCGGUGGCACGGAAAAUCAAAACUUUGCUGACUGUCAACAUCUUAGUCUUCGUGGGUAUCAUUCUCUUCUCUGUCUACUGCAGGAUACAAGACAGGUCUCAAGAACUGGUACAGAUUGUCAGAAGUUCUGAUCGCAGAGUAAGGAGCAGGGGCACCAAAGUGGGGACUCUAGUUGACCGGGAGUCUAUACUUCAAAGGCUGGACCACCUAGAGGAAGUAGUAUAUAACCAGCUAAAUGGUUUAGCCAAGCCUAUGGGACUUGUGGAGGGGCCUGGAGGGCUUGGACAAGGUGGUAUGGCUGCCACCUUAAGAGAUGACAGUCAUGAAUCAGAAACAAAAUAUGAGGAAUACGGUUAUAAUGCCCAGCUAAGUGACAGGAUCUCACUUGACAGGUCUAUUCCUGACUACAGACCCAAAAAAUGCAAGCAGAUGACUUACCCGGAUGACUUGCCUCAGAUCGCAGUAGUCUUUAUAUUUGUGAAUGAAGCUCUAUCUGUUAUCCUGCGGUCCGUGCACAGUGUAGUCAACCACACUCCAUCCUAUCUCCUGAAAGAGAUCAUACUGGUGGAUGAUAAUAGUGACAAUGUGGAGCUGAAAUUUAACUUGGAUCAAUAUGUGAAUAAGAGAUACCCAGGGCUGGUGAAAAUAGUGCGUAACACGAGACGGGAAGGACUCAUUAGAGCUCGGAUUCAAGGAUGGAAGGCAGCCAGUGCACCAAUCGUUGGCUUUUUUGAUGCUCAUGUGGAAUUCAAUACUGGCUGGGCUGAACCAGUGAUUACAAGAAUCAAAGAAGAUCGGAGACGAAUCAUUUUACCAGCAAUCGAUAAUAUCAAAUACAAUACAUUUGAAGUGCAGCAGUAUGCCAAUGCAGCUCAUGGCUAUAACUGGGGGUUAUGGUGCAUGUACAUCACUCCUCCUCAGGAUUGGUUAGAAAAAGGCGACGAGUCUGCACCCAUCAGAACUCCUGCAAUGAUUGGCUGCUCUUUUGUGGUGGACAGAGCAUACUUUGGAGAUAUCGGACUGCUAGACCCUGGCAUGGAAGUGUAUGGUGGAGAAAACAUCGAGCUAGGCAUGAGAGUAUGGCAAUGUGGUGGAAGCAUGGAAGUCCUUCCUUGCUCCAGAGUUGCCCACAUCGAACGCACAAAAAAGCCUUACAACAAUGACAUUGACUACUAUGCAAAGCGCAAUGCUUUAAGAGCUGCUGAAGUGUGGAUGGAUGAGUUCAAAUCCCACGUCUACAUGGCUUGGAAUAUACCUAUGACAAACCCCGGUGUGGAUUUUGGGGAUGUUUCAGAAAGAGUCGCUCUGCGCCAGAAGCUUCAAUGCCGUAGUUUUAAAUGGUACUUGGAAAAUGUAUAUCCAGAAAUGCGAGUGUACAAUAACACUAUCACUUAUGGUGAGCUCCGAAACAGUAAAGCAACUGGCUACUGUUUGGAUCAAGGCUCUGAAGAUGACAACAAAGCCAUCCUUUAUCCCUGCCAUGGCAUGUCCUCACAGCUUGUACGCUACAGCAGCGAAGGCCUACUCCAGUUAGGCCCAUUGGGUUCGACGUCCUUCCUUCCUGAUACGAAAUGUUUGAUUGAUGACGGAAAAGGCAGAACCCCAACACUUAAGAAAUGUGAUGAUGUCCCCCGAUCAGCUCAAAAAUUUUGGGAUUUUACACAGAGCAGUCCCAUUGUUAACAGAGACACUGGUCGUUGCCUGGAAGUUGAAAUGUCCAAGGAUGCUAAUUUUGGACUACGGUUAGUAGUGCAAAGAUGCUCAGGACAGAAAUGGAUAAUAAGAAACUGGAUAAAACAUGGAAGAAAUUGAUGUCUUUUUUGAGAGGCUGUUCAGCCGAGAUUUUCGAUGGCCACAAGCCUAUGCUUAUUUGUAUAAACCUUGGGAAAAGAGGACAUUCCAUAUAAAAGUCUACGACGACUGAACAUUACAUGAUAAUGGACCAUCCACUGAGUGGAUUGAUUGUUAUGAACCUUGUAUGGAAAAAAGACAUGGGACUUCUGGAGGCUGGGAAGAUACGGAAAAGCCUGCAGGGGGUAUUCUAGAGUGAAGGCAGGAGAAAAUAUCCUUUCCGUUGACAGAUUUUGUGUUAUAGACUGGUGCACAACUCCUACAACGAAUUAUCAUGUGCCUUUUAUUGUACUUCCUAUACAAUAGAGCAUCCCUUACAUCAGCAUGUGUGAUUAAUUGUGAUACUAAAGUAAAUAAACUACAGAUGUAAUUAAGCAAUAAUCCCCAAUGGGCUGGGUAUCUUUUUGAGGAAAUUCUACAGAUUUCAAGCCUGUUAGCAGGACAACAUUAUUUAUAUAUAAUACGAUUUUAAGAAAAGUAAAAAUGGCAUCUCACUCUCUCUAUCUCUCUGCUGAAAGAUCAUGUUUAAUGAAUUGCUAAGUUAUCCACUUUCUUUGGCAGGCAUAGACUGGCACCCUGUGGCACACAAACAGUUCACAAAACAUUGGCUUUCCAUUUUGUAAAGAAGGUGGAAGUGUCUGGCGUGAGCUCUACAAGAAUUUUGUAAUGCAGAGUAUGAAAUAUGUCAUCCAACUGCAUCAAAUGGGAGAAAUAAAGUUUAAGGGGGGUAAUGUAACAAAAGUGCAAAAUUGCCAUACGUCUAGCCACAGUUGCUGUAUCAGUAAAACAACUUAAUGGUGGCACCUGGACAAACUUUGUGUCUUUUGUUACAUAUGCGGAUUCAUUUUCUAUUGGAAGCAGGAAACUUAGUGCAAAAGUACAACAUCUAAUUAGGCUAAUUGUACAUGGUCUGCUUGGACACUACACCAUGUAAAGAAUUAACAAAUUCUGGCAAAUACUGACAAUCCCUUACUAAACACAUUAGUGUGGUUAAUAAAAGUUGCAAAUUGAAACCCAUUUUUGAUUGCAGAAAAAUUGCAUUCAUAAAGAAUUAUGUUCAAAAUGCAGGAUUAAAGAAGAAGGAAUGCUACCAAAGCAGCAUGGUGUAGAAUGCUUUACCAUACCUGAAUAAACAGCUCUAUAA
This is a messenger RNA of Xenopus laevis (African clawed frog), 3495 nucleotides long. RefSeq names its product polypeptide N-acetylgalactosaminyltransferase 9 L homeolog (gene galnt9.L). The transcript is spliced from 11 exons. Bases 498 to 2312 code for a protein of 604 amino acids. Gene Ontology annotation, cellular component: Golgi membrane; Golgi apparatus. Lineage: Eukaryota; Metazoa; Chordata; Amphibia; Anura; Pipidae. Gene Ontology annotation, molecular function: polypeptide N-acetylgalactosaminyltransferase activity; carbohydrate binding. Gene Ontology annotation, biological process: protein O-linked glycosylation. The record is from RefSeq and is a predicted model, not a curated record.